AUGCAUUGUCGAGACUACAGAGAGUGCUUGUGUCAAAUGAAGCGCAGAGAACUGCCUCUCGGGCACGAGCAGGACGUGCCAUUUCUCGAGUUAACGGAGAAAACACCGAUUAUUUCAUGUUCUUUUUUUUUCUUUUUUUCUUUUACUUUUUUCAUUUUUCUUUUUUUUUUCUUUAACAUUUUUUUUUCUUCUUCUAUUUUUUUUUUUUUUUUUUUGGCUUCGUUUCUUCUUUCUUUCUUUGUUCCUCGAUUUAUUUUUUCUUCUUCGCUGCUUUUCGCAGUUUUGAUAAUGUUUCGUCUUUCUUUCUUCGUCACUUUAUAUUUCAUUCUCCUGUUUUUCGUUCUCCUGUUUAUUUUUCGUUUUCAUUUCCCUUCCUUCCGAGUUUCUUUUUCCUUCCUCUUAGAGUUUUUCAUUCGCCUGUUUAUUUUUCGUUUUGAUUUCCCUUUCUUCCGAGUUUAUUUCCUUCCUUAUAAGUUUUUCAUUCGCCUGAUUCUUCAUUUUUUUCAUUUUCCUUUCCGUCUGAUUUUUCAUUCGCCUGAUUCUUCAUUUUUUUCAUUUUCCUUCCGUCUGAGUUUUUCAUUCUCCCGCUUAUUUUUCGUUUUGAUUUCCCUUUCUUCCCAGUUUUUCCUUCCUUCUAAGUUUUUCAUUGCCUCUUUUUUCUUUUUUUCUUUCAUUUUCUUUCCGUCUGAAUUUUUCAUUCUCUCCUUUAUUUUUCGUUUUCAUUUCCCUUCCUUUCGAUUUUUUUCCUUCCUUAUAAGUUUUUUACUUCGCCUGUUUUUUACUUCUAUUUUUUUUUUCAUUUUCUUUCCGUCUGAGUUUUUCAUUCUCCCGCUUAUUUUUCGUUUUCAUUUUCCUUUUUUCCGAGUUUCUUUCCUUCCUUAUAAGUUUUUCAUUCGCCUGAUUCUUCUUUUUUUUCAUUUUCCUUCCGUUUUUACUUCGCCUGAUUUUUACUUCUAUUUUUUUUCAUUUUCCCUCCGUCUGAAUUUUUCAUUCUCCUUUUAUUUCCUUCCUUAUAAGUUUUCAUUUGUCUCUUUUUUCUUUUUUUUUUCAUUUUCUUUCCGUCUGAAUUUUUCUUUCUCCUUUCUCCUUUUCCUUUUCCUUUCUUCUGAAUUUUUUCAUUUUUCUGUUUUCUUUUUUGUUUUUCUCCCUUCUGAGUUUUUCAUUCACCUAAUUUUCUUUUUUGUUUUCCUUCCUUUUGAGUUUCUAUCUAUCUAUCUAUCUAUCUAUCUAUCUAUCUAUCUAUCUAUUCCUGCUUUAUUCUCUUCAUAUCUAUCUAUCUAUCUAUCUAUCUAUCUAUUUUUUAGCCUGCACUUUUUCUAUCUAUCUAUCUAUCUAUCUAUCUAUCUAUCUAUCUAUCUAUUCCUGCUUUAUUCUCUUCAUAUCUAUCUAUGUAUUUAUCUAUCUCAGACUGUUUAUUUUCUAUCUCAUCGGUUCAUAACUAUCUAUCUCUGUUCAUCGAUCUAUUUAUCUCAGUCUUUUAAUUAUCUAUCUAUCUAUCUAUCUAUCUAUCUAUCUAUAUAUCUAUCUAUCUAUCUUUUUUAUCUAUCUGAACUUAUUUAUACCUGCUUUUCUCUCUUCAUAUCUAUCUAUCUAUCUAUCUAUCUAUCUAUCUAUCUAUCUAUCUAUCUAUCUAUCUGUCUGAGUCUUUUGUUUAUCUAUUUGAACCUAUUCAUACCUGACCGUCUCUCUAUUUUCGAAUGGUCAUAUCUCGAAUUUUCUAUCUAUCUAUCUAUCUAUCUAUCUAUCUAUCUAUCUAUCUAUCUAUCUAUCUCUCUCUCUCUCUCUCUCUAUAUAUAUAUAUAUAUAUAUAUAUAUAUAUAUAUAUAUAUUUAUAUCUGUUUAUAUCUAUCUAUCUCAUCUAUCUAUCUAUCUGAACCUGUUCUUACAUGCCUCUCUCCGUUCCGAAAUGUUGAUAUCUAUCUCAGUUUUUAUCUAUCUGAACUUAUUUAUACCUGCUUGUCUCUCUUCAUAUCUAUCUAUCUAUCUAUCUAUCUAUCUAUCUAUCUAUCUAUCUAUCUGUUAUAUUGUGGAUAA
This is a messenger RNA of Acanthosepion pharaonis, 2034 nucleotides long. The record is from the annotation of a GenBank genome assembly. NCBI's taxonomy places the organism in Eukaryota, Metazoa, Mollusca, Cephalopoda, Sepiida, Sepiidae.